UUUUUUUUUUUUUUUUUUUUUUUUUUUUUUUUUGCUCGGUUAGAACGGCCUGGCCGUAUCAAGACUUAUUUUACCACGUAGCAGGAUAGUCAGUCCAUGCUACGGGAGACGGUCCGGAUGGGAUUUGAACCCGGUCCCUGCCGUGUGGACGGGCGCCGUUUUUCACAUGCACCACCGGGCCGCCCCGAGAGUUGAAAUUCUAAUGUCAGUCAAUUUAUACUGUAAAACUGUUCAACUUACCUUUAGACUGAAUGUUAUUCAAAAUUCAAACUGAAUGAAAUUAGAGUAACUUCUACAUCCGGUCUCAAAUUGCAAAAUAAAACAACCGGAUGGAGGUUUUUGUUUUAAAGAUUUAUUUCCUUAUGCAAAACGCCGCGCGGAUGAUAGGCAACGUGCCAAAUCAACAAACUACCAUCAAAAUAUGACGCGCUUACAACGCUCGAUUAUGUGAUUGAUCCAUUGUCGGUUCCUGUUGAUGGGUUACGAACGACAGCAGCACCGUCAGCCGGUGUGCAGUCAGUCUGGUAACGCUUCGAAAUUCGCCGUUCACGCCCGGCAAAGGUGAUACACUUUCUUUCCACUCAUUUUGGAGGUUUUAUUUUUAGUUGCCCUUGCGUCUCAUACAACCGUACUGUAGCGUUUGUCCUACUGUCCGCAUACAGCUACCCCUGUCGGUUCGAAAUUUUCUUUCCAUUUGGUUGUUGUUUUGUUUUUCCCCCAAGUUCGGCUUCAUCUUUGUACAGUUGAGCACAAAACUGGCUCCCGAAGUAUAAACCAUCAGUUUCCAUCAGUUUUUCCAUUCCAUCUUUCUUUUUCCCCCCUUUCGCGGUGCCUUUCAGCUGUAGUUCGUUUUGUCCUAAUCCAUCAUCGAGGUCAAAGGAAUUUUGCGAGCCGACAACGUGCACGAUGACGCUGUGACACCUCCCUUCGGUAUGGAUCGGUUUUUAGUUUUAUGAAAUGUACGGCGUUUUUUUUUGUCGUUUUUUGCUGAACGCUAACGUUGAGUGUCUCCACGCGGCCACAAAAGUAUGCCGGCACGCAAGGUAACACACCCAGUAUGGGUCGAGAGAUUUUUUUGUUUUUGGUACGGGACCGCAAUCUCUCAGUGCAUGGUGUGAUGAGUAUGACGUCAUACUACGGCACUCACUUGUAACGGUUGACCAAGAAGUUUUGGGAAUGCGCUAGAAUUAUGUUUCCCCCCCGUUUCUAUUGGCCCUCAGACAGAGAAUGUCACCCCAUCGAUGGGUUGUUUAUGGCUGUUUGUGAGCUGCACCAUGUGCUUUGUAUGUUUCUUUUUUCGCUCCCCAAAUCGAAGGUCAACGUCGACCGGGAUACACCGGGUUGGGAAUGUUUGUAUCGUACCAAGGUUCAGAAAUUACUCUGCAGUCUGUCACUUUAGUUUUUGUUUGAAGAGAAGAAAAGUUUUUUACCCUUCACGAUGGUGGCGCGCUCGAAAAGCUAGACAAAGUUUUCCGCCUCAUUACAACUGGUACUGAAGUGAAGAAGACAAACAUUUGUGUUUGUUGUUUUUCUUUGCCGUUUAAAAAAGAAUCAUAAAGGAACCGUUUGCUCCAGUGGUUGAUAUGCGUGAGAAAAGCAACAUUUGCUGCUCAUCAAUAAGUCACGGUUCAGGUAAUGAAAUAUACAAAUCGCAUCACUUCGGGGUUUUUGGAUUUCCCACAACCCCAAGCGUGUACCUGCUGGUACAUGCAAUCGAACGAUAUUGGUUUUACGAACGAUAAAACUGGUACCUAGUUGUCGAUGAAUAUUUAAAUGUGGGAACAUUCCUGACACAAUGGUGUGGCACUCGGAACGAACGUGUUGCACUUUUUAACCCUCACGCAAAGAAGGCAUCGGAUUUGUUACGGAGAGUUUCUUUUUUUUUUUGGAUGUUGGCGCCCAGUGAUUCUACUACAUGGAGGCGCCCAGUGAUUCUUCUACAUGGAGGCGCCCAGUGAUUCUUCUACAUGGAGGCGCCCAGUACUUCUUGUUAUUGGGUACGUACGGAUGAGGAUGAAACAACCCGGGGAAAAUCAUUAUGUCCUUGAGUUGAGAAAAUAAAUUUACUAUCUGCUUUCCGGCAGCUUUCCGUACGUCCAUCCACAAGAAGCAAUGAUAAAGAUACGGUAAAAUGUAUGAACAAUUCUUCACCAGUCCUUUUAUUCCCCUCCAGUACAGUCCUGUACAAAAUGGUUUCAACAGGUGGGUUUAUUGCUUUAUUAUUACUGUAGAUAGCCAGAAAAAAAUACACUAAACAAAGCAUCCUCACACUAACUCGCGGUGGGUGUUGAGUGGAUUAUUCAGUGUCAACCACAGGCGCCGGAUAAUGAAGUCAUUCUUAUUGGAGUCUUUGGGUUUUUUUUUACUCGGGAAAAUUCCUCUACACGCCCCAUUUCUAACCUGUUCGUUAUCUAUGCUUGACAUUUUAUGUUGUUUUUUUUUCUUCUCUAAAUUUUUGGCGAAGCAACUCGAACACUAACGAAGAAAAGAAAAAAGGGGGACUGAAUCGACCUUCAACUAAAGUGUAACCGUAGAGCCGUUGUUUAGAUAAAAAUUAUAAACUGUGAUAAUCCGAAGGCGUUAGCACGCCCGGGCUACACAAAAAAGGGGACGAGGGUGAUAUACACCCAAUUGAAUAAAUAACUUCACCGUUUGUUGCUUUAAAUGCAAGAAAAGGAUAACGUGUUGGUGUUUGGUUUCCUUCCCUCUUUGUGCGCCUCUUACGAUAAGGAUGACAUAGAGAGUGCAACCAUCCCGUGCCCGUGCUGAUUAGGGUCAUCGAAUGAUAUGCGAUAUGCGAGUGCCCAAAGGAAAACCCCCCAAAAAAAAGGUUGUACCCCUUAAACGAAACGGAACGAAACACCGUGUUUGUGUUAGAAAGUGCUGGUGAAGCGAGAGAGAAAGAGUGGAAAAAAGGAAACUCAAGUGUUAUUUGUAUCACACCGAAAAGGAAGUUUGUGUGCUCGUUUGUAAAGCAUAUCUCUUACAUUUUUAGGCACCCGGAAUAAAGUCGCUGCUUCGUGCUAAGUGUUUCUGUUCGUGAGUGUGUGUUUUGUGUGAACGUGUGAAUAGUGAAGUGGUAAGCCACCGGAAGGUCCCACUCUGUUGCUUCGGAUCGUAAAUCGUGUAGCCACUUGUGCCAGCCAGCUUCUUAGACGGUAACGGUUUCGUAUCGGUGUGAGUGUGUGUAUAUCAGUGCCACAUGUGUACGUGAUUGUGUGUGCGUGUGUGUGUGUGUUGGUCAACGGUUUCCGUUUCAUGGAACGUUAGUAUGGAUUUAAUAUCGCUUCCACCCUGCUCGCGGCGCUUGGAACUGACGACGAUGGUGAACGAGCAACCGAUGGCACUGUCGCCUGCGUCCACCUCGGCGAUUAAGAUCUCGACGACAUUUUUAAAGACGCCUGUCAAGACGGACCAGGAAAUACUCCAGAACUCCAUGCUCGAGGACGACCCAAAUUCCAACACAAUACUGGCGAGCACCGAUCUGACCGAAGACAACGGUGCGAAUCAUCUGGCGAAGCGGCCACGAUGGGGCCCACGCCACAAAGGAGCACAGGAGCUAGCGAAGCUGUACAGUAACGGAAAACGUACUCAGGAACUUGUUUGCGUUUAUAUCUGCAUCUCGCUGAUGGUGCUAAAUCUUGCCCUCAUACUAAGACACUUUCGAUUCGAGCGCAUCAGCAACGUCGUGGUUGCGGCCAUCUUUGGCAUACUGACGGCAGACUUCGGUUCCGGGCUGGUACAUUGGGGAGCCGACACUUGGGGGUCCGUCGAUUUGCCCAUCGUUGGUAAGAACUUUCUACGACCAUUCCGCGAGCAUCACAUUGAUCCGACCUCGAUUACGCGGCAUGACUUCAUCGAAACGAAUGGGGACAACUUUAUGGUCGCACUACCGAUUCUUGGCAAGCUGGCGUGGAACUUUUUCACCAGAACGAACGCGGAAAUACAGCAGGACUACGCUAUCAGCGCGUACCUUUUCCUCUGUUCGAUCUUUAUCGCUAUGACGAAUCAGAUUCACAAAUGGUCCCACACUUACUGGGGUCUACCGAGGUGGGUACUGUUUCUGCAGAAUCAUCACAUCAUCCUGCCAAGACGCCAUCAUCGUAUUCAUCACGUUGCGCCACACGAAACGUACUUUUGCAUCACAACCGGAUGGCUGAACUGGCCGCUGGAAAAGAUAAAAUUCUGGUCGACGCUGGAGGCAAUCAUCGAGCUAUCGACCGGCCAUAAACCUCGAGCGGAUGAUUUAAAGUGGGCCCAAAAGCUUGCUUGAUCCUGUCGCAUCGUUGCAUCCAUUUUGGACCAACCGCCAUUAACAGGACCGUAUCGCGUGAUAGCGAAAGCUUUGAGUUAGAUCAAGGAUACCAAGCGCACGGAUUCAUACAAACAAAACUAGCAAUAUCGCAUUUUGUGUAACAAAACAAACAAUAAUAUUGCACUUUAGGGUUGUAAAAAGGACCGCGAGAGAGAGAGAGAGAGAGAGAGAGAGAGAGAGAAAGAGUGCUUCUGUGCUGCUUGUCACUCGCACACAAUGAUAACAAGCGUUUCGGAAAUAUUUUAAACGAGCGGGUUGAAACAAUUUUGAUACUUUAUACGUACGCAAAUCGGUCGUCAGUUAGAGGCAAUGAGCAAUGCAACAAUAAUAAUGAAAACUUUAAAUAAAAUUUCGUAUCCCGGAUCAACUUAUGGCAUAAUGUUUUAAAGAUGGGUUUUGGGUGAAACAUAAGAGCGUUAUAUUUGAACAUUUGAGCAUCGAACAUGCCUAGGCCUCAGGUUAAUAAUAAUACUUAAAUGAAAAUAAAUGCUUUGGAAGGUGCAAUGAUCGUCAAAAAGUGCGUCCUUAUGUGCACAAUAUAAUAGAAAAAUAAUGAAUUUGUUUUUUGUAAAGCUUCUUAUAUAAUAUAAUUUUAGCAAAUUGCUUCAAUUUUUGAUCUACCUGUUUUUUUAUAAGUUUUAUUGAAACUGAUGAAUAGCUUCUUUCUUCGAUGAAUCAUUUUCUUUUUCAAUGUUUCUUCUUUCCAACACUUCUUAACAGAGAUUGUUAGGAUUACUGUAAAAGGUUGUUUUUCCUUUGCUUUGUUCAAAUUUAAACGUAUGUAAGUUAAGGUUUGUGGUAAAACAAACAUGUAUACGAAGAAGUAUGUUCUGUUUCAAACUCUUGUUCUUGUUAAUUGAAGCAAUUUUUUAUCACACCUGAUGCCUGCUUGCAACUAAGCACAAAAGCUAGCAACAAAUCCACUAGUUCAACAAACCAACGCAUAAGAAACAGUUAAAGUAAAAUAAAAAAAAGAAUCAUUAUUACACAAGAACACCUACAUUACCUGCAGAAAAAGGAAAAACCAUUAAUUUUUGCACUAGCAAUAAGACCCAACCGUACAAUCACGUUUGUCGAAUGUAUUAUACCGGCAUGAAGCGAGUGAAACGUUCGGGGAACAAUAAACACACUGUGCUACAAUUUUUAAAUGUGUAAGGCUUAGGGAUUAGUUUACAAAACACGGUGCAGUGAAUUUUUUACAUAUUAUUAAAAUGUACCGAAACGAACAAAAACGAAAAGAUACACUCAAGACAAAGAUAUUUGCUGUAGCUUUAGGCAAUGCAAAAAAAAAACCUAGACACUAAGAAGUUAGAACAGAAAUAGGAUGGAUGCGAAGGGUAGCUUUUUAAUGCUGAGAAAGGUGAUGAGAAAACUUAGAUUUGUAUUGUAGCUUGUAUGUAAAAUGAGAGAGAAAGUAGCAAGAAAAAAAAAUCACAAAAAAGACGUUGACAUUGAAAAGAUGGGAAAUAAUUUAUUUUUUUGGGGUUAAGUUUUGUUACACGUUUUAUGGGAUGGAUUUCAGAAUACAUCGCUUGUAAGCAAGAAUCAAAAACAUUGCAAAAACGUAUGAAAAAUAAAAAAGAGAUGCAAAAUUUA
Molecule: messenger RNA, 5911 nt
Organism: Anopheles funestus (African malaria mosquito)
Lineage: Eukaryota; Metazoa; Arthropoda; Insecta; Diptera; Culicidae
Gene: Kua
Product: plasmanylethanolamine desaturase
Exons: 6
Coding region: 3272-4273 (333 amino acids)
Molecular function (GO): oxidoreductase activity
Source: RefSeq, a predicted model, not a curated record